Nicotiana tabacum (common tobacco) is the source of this 1103-nucleotide messenger RNA. Lineage: Eukaryota; Viridiplantae; Streptophyta; Magnoliopsida; Solanales; Solanaceae. The record is from RefSeq and is a predicted model, not a curated record.
CUUUUUUUGUGACGUUUGUGUAAGAUUCUUAAAAAGGCUUCUUGUUCCUGUUCUUCCUUCCCUGGAAAAAAAUGGACCCAAGUGCAACGACGUCAAGUCCCCGGCAGCCGUUCACGGCGGGCACGGCAACCGCGAAGAAGAAAAAGAAGAAAACAACAGCAGAAUCCCUCAGCCAUGACGUCCUGUGCAUCAUCUUCUCCUUUCUCGACUUAUUCCAGCUUAUUCGCUGCUCCGCCGUUUCCACUUCUUGGAGAAAAGCCAUAAAUAAAUUAAAAUUAAAUCAAACAGAAUACUGCAAGCAACGGUAUAAUGAUCCUAAUGGCCUCCAGGACGCUUCUUCCUCUCAGAGAUCAUUGAGUGAACAAGCAGAGCAACUAGCUAUGGAACGACACGCAUUGGCUUUACAAAGAGCUCCAGCUAGUGUUAAUCAAUGGAAAGGUCAUUCAGUUGGGGUUAAUCAGUGCAGAAUGAAGAUGGGAAAAGUCCUUACCGGUGUGGGUGACAAGGUUGUUGGUUUGGUUGGCACCCGUAUAUGCAUCUGGAAUCGUACGGAGACAAGAAAUGUAUUUUCCUCACGUGAGAACUUAUUUACAAAGGGCCUCUGUAUGCGUUAUGUAGAUCCGGAAGCUGUGAUUGGAUGUGAUGAUGGAAAGGUUCGUGUAUUUGACCUAUACAGCAGAAAGUGUUCCCAAAUAAUAAAGUAUGAUUCUGUUUCAUACCUACUUUAAAUGCUUUGUGCACUAUAUAAAAAGGUUAAAACGGUUUUCCCCUGGAUCAUUCAUUGCCUCUCUUUGCACACGUGCACAUAGACAAUAAGCUGUUUUGGGACGCUAAUCUAUGUUAUAAUCGCUUUAUAGUGAACAUGAAAUUUAUGCUUCUGUCUGGUAAUUUUAUAUCCUAAGGAACUCCCUUUGGCAGGAUUGCCCUUCUUUGUCCGCGCUCAGAACCUAUAAAAGAAAUAAUUAGGAAGGAGAAUGAGAUAGGAAGCUGUCAAGCUGAUGUUUACCUUCUCUGUAAUGUGUAGUGUCUUUUAUCAACAAAAUUGGAAACUAGCAUAAGCAAUCAAUUCACUCAAGGAUCAUAUCAAUAUCAGCUAAUUAUAG